GUCCUCCACUACAUGAAUAAGAGUGUAUAAACUAACAACUGCCAUCCGGCGCAUCACCAGUGAGUUCCUCCUGCUAAGCAGGCACACAACUCUUAGAAAAGGGGAAAAGCAUAAAAAGAGAGACUGCAGAAUAAGACCGUGAGCCCUCAACCGAACCGCCAGCAAGGCAGUAAGCUACUUUGGUAAACGCAGCAGCUUAGAAGACUUCGGUGGAGGUGCAGAUCGCACCGGAACCAGUGUCCACAUCGUCCGAAGACUGUGUUCUGACGCUGACGGACGGCGACUUGACCUACAAGUGAUCAUACACAUUUGGUGUUAGAGAGUGAAAAGAGCGAGAGAGAUAUGGACGAGAGCAGUUUCUCUGUGGUGGUGGAGGGAGGGAGGCCGUGGGGUUUCACGCUGCAGGGAGGGCUGGAGUUCCGGGCUCCUCUGCGGGUGGGCAAGGUAACACCAGGAGGCAAGGCAGAGAGGUCUGGUCUAAUACCAGGAGAUUACAUCACCUCUAUCAACAAUACAGAGGUGCAGGGGUUAAAGCAUCUGGAUGCCAAGCAACUGAUCAUCAAUUCCAGCUCCACUCUGCAGUUGCUGUGCACAAAGACCCCGCCAGUUGGCCUCUUCUCCCCGCCAGGCAACAAGCCUUCCCCACACUUCUCCUUCACCUCCCCGCGCUCCCCCUCCCCCUCCUCCCACCCCUCACGCCCACGAGCCUCUUCCUUUACCUCCCCCUCCGCCCAGCCACGCCCGAGAACCUCCUCUUUCACCUCCCCCAGGAGCUCCACCCACAUAGCUCCCUCCCCUUCCUCAACGUCUGCGAAAACCCUCUCUCUCAGGCGUCCUCCGCCCCCUGCCGCCGUGGCAACGACCCCGACUAGGGGUAAGAGUGACACACUGCCCAGCGGUCGACCAAGACCUCCAGUCAAUUACCGGGGAGACAUUGGUAACAGCAGCAGUGGAGUGAGCAGUUCAAUCAGCUCUGCUGCUUCUAGCCCCCCUCCCCAUCCCGAGGGGGGCCCCCUGCUAGUUUCUCCCACUCGCCACCCCCCACCUCCUGCAAAGACAGAGCCCACUCGAGAUCAGUUGGCCAACCAUGUCACCGCGAUUCCUGCUGAUACAGCUGACGCAACUGUGAUUUCUGUCAACACAGCAGAUAUGAUUCCUAACACCGCAGAAACAGCUUUGAUUCCUGAUGACACUACUGACACGGCCAUGAUUCCAGCUGACACCGCCAACACAACCGUGAUCCCUGCUAACACGAGAGUUGAAUUAGAUGACAUCAUCCCAAUCAUCUCUCCCACUGGAUCUACAGCGAUCGCUGACCUAAAGUUUUGAUUCUGACGAUACUACAGCCGUUUAUACUGAACCUCCCGUUUACGCUAGCACCACCGUUGAUCCUGUUGACACUGCCAAAGCGAUGACUGAUCCAGUUGAAACUGCUAACGUGACUCUUGAUCACUUUGACACUUCUGCUGAUCAGGUUGACAUCACUGUUGAUAAGACUAAUUCCACUAAAUCUUUCACCAAACAAGUUUCUGCUAACUCAACCACUGAUCAAAUUGACACCACUGACACAGCCACUGCUAACCCUACUGAUUCUUCUGAAUCAACCACUGAUCAAAUUGACACCACUGAUACAGCUUCCGCUAACCCUGCCGAUCAAGUUGACACUUCUAACGUGUCCACUGGUACUCCGGAUAUCACUAACACUGCCACUGAUACAGCAGAACCCUCAGUAAAGAAUGAAGCAGUGGAAAAGAAGGAGCCGACGAUGGCUGCUGGUGGACGUGAAGAAGAGACAAAAGUAGAGGAAGAAAGGAAUGAAGAAAAGGAGGAAGAAAAGAAUGAAGAGAAGGAGGAUGAGCAGAAAGACGAAGAGAAGGAGCGUGGAUUAACUGCUGCUGGUAAUGAGUUGCCGAGUGCAGUAGAUCCCUCAUCGGGGCAGCACAAGCCACAGACAAGCAUCGACAAACAACUUGAAGAGGCCCGCAAGGCUAGAGAAGCAGAGAUGAAGGCUAGAGCCACAUCUCUUCUCACGGGAAAACUGGGAUCACUUGUCCGGUUCAAACCCUCUCGUCCGGCCUCAGCUCCCAUCUCCAAACCUCCUCUUCCCCCCUCAGCCUCCGUGACUAAACCAACUCGACCCCCCGUGACCGCGGGGCCAAAAUCCCCCCACCGAGUCCCUCUCUCUCCCACCACCUCCCUGGGGGUCAAUCGGAGGGACCCUCUGGAGGGGAAGAGGGAGGGGGUCCCCGUCGUAAAGCCUUAUCUGGUGAAGAAGGGAGAAGAGAAACCGACCCCACAAGCCACUGUACCAGACAGGACAAUGAAGGACGUCAAGAUGGCCUACCGACUCCCAGGCUGGUACAAAGACAUGUUCCAGGGGUUCCAGCAAACUGUGGAGGAACUCUUCCCCGACAGUCAGAGCGAUGCUCAACAUUCUCGUACCAUAUCCACUCCAGCAGAUAUGGACACGUAUGUCUAUGACAACAGAGGUCUGAAGGUUCGCAAAUCCUCCUUCUCCUCCUCUUCCCCAGUGUCUCCAAUCCAUACCAGAUCUCUCUCCAACAACAACACUGCCACCACCACUGCCCCCCCAGAUCCAGUGUAUGUGUAUGACCACAGAGGACUGAGGGUCAGAAAAGACUCUCUCACUGCCCAUAACUCCGAGACCACACCCACCACCGUCACGGACCUGCAGGAAGAAGUAACCACAGCAGAUGUGUUGGCCGCCAGUCGCAGACAGCACUCCAUGGACAGUGGGUACGAUGACAGAGGUCUGAGACUGAGAGAGGGCUCUCAGGGGAACGGAGACACUGACCACGAUGACACCUCUCCAACCACUAUUGCUGGAGAGGAGGUGACAAAAGGUGGUGUCAUUGAUGCAGUCAAGAAGCCCACGGCCUACAAGAGUGACAAGUUCUCCACGGAACCUUCCAGAACAUACUGGAGUGCCAUAGACCAGCAGUUUGCAGAAGAUCAGAGAAAGAAGAGAGAGCCUGAACUGCAGCAGGAAGACGAGGGAAAUAAUCACUGUGCCAACAGUGAGGAGCCGUCUCCUAAUCACCGUGCCAAAAGUGAAGGGACUUCCCCGCAGCAGAGGAUGGCUCACAUGCACCCUCUCCUCACUGAAGGACUGGAGGAUGUGUCAGACCACGGGACCAUCUGCCAGAGGUGAGGUGUUUGACAGAAUGGACCCUCAGAAACUGGCAGGAGCUCUGGAACAUGCCAAGACUCUGACCACCAUGGAACAAGAGGGAGUUCCAUCUCACAUGCUGCCACUACAUCCCCAACAGAGAGAGGAGUCCAUAGAACCGGAGAAACUGCCUCCCCCGGGGAAGAAGGCGAGGGCUCUGUUUCCAUUUGAAGGUCGGAAAGAGAAGGAGCUGAGUUUCCAGAAGGGAGCCGUCAUCGAUCUCCUCCACACGGUCAAUGGGGACUGGCUGGAGGGAAUGUUGGGGCAGACUAAAGGCAUCUUCCCUUCCUCCUACGUCCAGGUGUUGAGUCACGAGGAGCUGAGAGAGGCUCUGGCUAAAGAGAAGGCUCCUCUGAUGCAGGCCAGGGCCUCCUACGACUUCCACCCUCAGACUGACAGAGAACUUCCUUUCAGAAAGGGUGACAUCAUUGCUAUUACAAAGAAGAUUGACGAUAACUGGUUCCAGGGUUACCUAGGAGACCAGAAAGGAAUCUUUCCUUCAUCUUAUGUUGAGGUUUUGGAAGCCACACACUAACAUUCUACUGUCAUCUUGAAACACUCCAUACAGUCUGUAGCUGUGUAUUGUAUUGAAGUAAUGUAUGUGUGUAUGUUAUUUAGAUUGUGGAGUAUUACUUGUGAUUAUUAAAAAUCACGUACAAUAGAUCAGUGACGAAUGUGGCAUGGUCAUGAAUAAUUUUUUGUUAAUGUUUUUGACACAUCUAUGUACUGCUUUGCUUUUCAUCAAGACAAGGCAUGACACAACUAAUUAUUGUUUUCAAUCAGUCAAACAAUCAUUACACCCACACAAUAUUACUUGAUAAUAAUAUUAUUAUGUCUCUUUUGAAUUUCUUUGACAGCCACAGUCUCUUCAAAUUUGUGUUCUUCUCUUCCACACACUGCAACAGUAAUGACACACCCUCUUCUCCUAGUGACUCAUCACCACCCAGCCACACUUCCUCUAGUGAUGAAUACUAUAG
Molecule: messenger RNA, 4167 nt
Organism: Geodia barretti
Lineage: Eukaryota; Metazoa; Porifera; Demospongiae; Tetractinellida; Geodiidae
Source: the annotation of a GenBank genome assembly